This is a messenger RNA of Naegleria lovaniensis, 276 nucleotides long. RefSeq lists its product as uncharacterized. The transcript has 2 exons. Bases 1 to 276 code for a protein of 91 amino acids. The record is from RefSeq and is a predicted model, not a curated record. NCBI's taxonomy places the organism in Eukaryota, Heterolobosea, Eutetramitea, Acrasida, Naegleriidae.
AUGCUUCCAAACAAUUCUCAAGCUCCGAUUAGCAAAAAUUCCAAUCAGUUUGGAAUUACUCAAGUCUGUGAUGCUUCGGCUUUGCAAGAAUGUUUCAAGCGCAAUCCAACAAAUAGACAAGAGAAAUGCAAAGCGGAACUUGAGGAAUUUAAGAGAGCUUGUGAAGAGAAAGCAAAAGAAUUCAAACAACGAACAUCAAAUAACGGAUCUGGUGCCACUCAUAUUGAAAAGGAUUGUGAAUCGGGAUAUUGUAAUGUGGACAUUAACAAACUGUAG